GGGGUGCCGCGCAUGCGCACCCCCCGGCUCCUCCACGUGCGCCGCUUCGCUUCGUCCUGCGUCCCGAUCAGCUCUUGCAGCUCGGACCUCGCUCUGGUACAGGUUGAAUUGAUUUAUGGGAGCUCUUUGGGGAACCAUACAUUCUAGUGCUUCCAUGGAUGUUUCCAGGGAUUCCAGAGUUUUGGGAGAUAAAAUGAUUUACUAACAUUCAGCUGCAACGUAGUCCCAUAUUGGGCACAGAAGAUGCCAGCUUCCUGAGAAAAGAGGCUGGCUCUUUAAGAACAGGAUUUGUGGAGCCUCCCAGUUCCUAGCCCUCUGAGCUGUUUGGCUCUCAGAACUGUCCAUCUGAAUGAAGUCACCAUUGAUCAUGUUGCCUGGACUGCAGGACGAGCUCCAGGUGUUCUGAGAAGGGGAGGAGGAAGUUGGGAAGUCUGUAGCUGCUUGGGCCUUUUUGGGCAGAGAGGCUCCUGCCAUGCACCCUCCGGAGGCCGGCCACCCUGUGGUCCGGUUCCGCCACUGUGGUAAGAAUAUCUAUUGCUUCAGAGUACCCGACUUCUGCCCUGUGUGUCAUCAGCCCCUGAGUUUCAGGACACUAGACGAAGCACCCGUCACCAUUGCCACCCCACUGAUCCAUGGGCACCAAGAACAGUGCGCCUUCCUGCUCAAGCCCACCCAAGGCACCUUUCUUAGGGAAUAUGAUGGAAAUGCUGAUCUCCAUGUUGGAAUAACCAAUACCCAUGGAACUGUGUAUAAUUACAACGAGCAAGGUAUCCACAGAGAUGACACUGGGUGGGAAGAAAGUAUAAGUAUUCAACUAUUACAGCCCAAUAUGUUUAGACUGAUGUACCGAUGGGAUAAAUAUCUGGAAGAGUUCUCUGCAACAGAUGCCUGGUCUCCCAACAGGUAUGAAGAACACCGUUACAACUGUUAUACUUAUGCCCUGACAUUCAUUAAUUCUAUACUGGCUGCAGAGGGGAGACAUCAAUUAGACAAAAAUAAAUUCACUGAGAAAUUUGUGGUACCCAAGACAAAGAGAGCUGCUAAAUAUAUCACACUCUAUCGGGCAAUAGAAGAAAAGGGUUUCUGCGUUAUUGAUCGCUUUGAUUCAACUGCAAGUCAUUCUUAGGGGAACAAUGUAUGAAUGAAAUUUUAAAAUGCACUUCUAUGUCAACAAGGGAGAUGAAAUUUGGAGAGCUGUUAUACAAGGAUUGAUUCCUGAACUUUUAAUCUUCUGUACAUUGGGUUGUCAUGGCUGAAGAAUUCCCUAGCUGGUGGCCAGCCUCCUGAUAAUGGACCUUCUCCUAAUCAGUUGCUCUAGUCUUCAGACACAAUCCAUCACCAACACCAUACUUGAAAUCUUUUCUGCAUAAUAACCUCCCAGAAAUCUUGUUUCUUUGGUCUAUUCAAGAAUCUAGAAUUGUUAGAUGAUUUUAGGUAUACGUGACAAAAGGAGCUGUAUAGCAGGAAAUAACCUGAGGAGGAGGAGCAAGGUGUGCAGAGGAGGAAAACAGGAAGGCAGUAGUGAAAGGUUGUUUACCCCCAAGAUUAAUGAUUUUGUUAUUGAAUAGCCUGUACCGUGAUGGGGUAAAGACAAAGAAAGCUGGGUAUGAGAUGAUGUAAUGAGAUGGUAUAUAAGAAGGAAUGUAACUGCAAGAAGUGGCGGCGCCAUUAGAGAAAAUGUAGAGUGCUUAAUAAACGCUUUCUGUGCUUGACAA
Messenger RNA from Antechinus flavipes (yellow-footed antechinus), 1715 nucleotides. It is a transcript of the gene MKRN2OS, whose product is annotated as MKRN2 opposite strand. The record is from RefSeq and is a predicted model, not a curated record. The transcript is spliced from 6 exons. Bases 473 to 1126 code for a protein of 217 amino acids. Lineage: Eukaryota; Metazoa; Chordata; Mammalia; Dasyuromorphia; Dasyuridae.